Molecule: messenger RNA, 1309 nt
Organism: Hordeum vulgare subsp. vulgare (domesticated barley)
Lineage: Eukaryota; Viridiplantae; Streptophyta; Magnoliopsida; Poales; Poaceae
Product: transcription factor CSA-like
Exons: 2
Coding region: 218-1054 (278 amino acids)
Biological process (GO): regulation of DNA-templated transcription
Cellular component (GO): nucleus
Molecular function (GO): DNA-binding transcription factor activity, RNA polymerase II-specific; RNA polymerase II cis-regulatory region sequence-specific DNA binding
Source: RefSeq, a predicted model, not a curated record
GUGCGUGUGUGUGUGGGGGGGUGCAUACAUGGGUAAAGCUAACACACCAUAGCCUUCUCUCUCACUCUACCUCUAUAUACAUACGUCCCUCUGACUUGUGGCCAUUAGCCCAUUAGGGACCAAAAACGGAUUAGCUUCCUCUCUCAAGCGCAGCUGGGAGCUCUCUCGCGAGCCAGGCCUCCAUCACGGUCUCUUCUUCUCCGGCCGGCGGAGGCCGAUGGCGGCAUCGUCGUCGACGACCAACACAUCAGAAGGCGGCGCGAAGCCGUCGUCCUUGUGCCCGAGAGGUCACUGGAGGCCGGGGGAGGACGAGAAGCUGCGCCAGCUCGUGGAGAAGUACGGACCCCAGAACUGGAACUCCAUAGCCGAGAAGCUCGAGGGCAGAUCAGGCAAGAGCUGCCGUCUCCGGUGGUUCAACCAGCUUGACCCGCGGAUCAACAAGCGGCCGUUCACGGAGGAGGAGGAGGAGCGUCUGCUGGCGGCGCACCGCGUCCACGGCAACAAGUGGGCUCUCAUCGCCCGCCACUUUCCUGGCCGCACCGACAACGCCGUCAAGAACCAUUGGCACGUCGUCAGGGCCCGCCGCAGCCGCGAGCGCUGCAGGCUCCUCGCCAAGGCCGCAUCGUCCACCUUCCCGUCCUACUCCUACAGCGGCGGUGCCCAGCUCGACUUCACCGGCGCGUCGGCCGGCUCGUUCUGUUUUGGGUUCUCCAAGCCAGGUGGUGGCGGUUUCUUCGGCUCACCGCCGGCGGCAGCGGCGGCGCCUUCUUCUACUCCAGUAUUGUUCAAUGGCUACGGCGUCGGCGCUUCAGGAAGCAAGAGCUUGCUGUCAAGGUACAGUAGCUACGUGGACGGUGGCAAGCAACCGGCGGCGCCAUCUUCUCUCUCCAUCGCCUUCUCCUCGCCACCUUCCAUAGAAGCACUAGCGCUGGAUGGCCGUGGCGGCCAUGAUCAUCACCGCAGGAAGGAUUACCAUGUCGACGGCGACGAGCCACUGAAAACGAAGGAUGCGCCACCGUUCAUCGACUUCCUUGGCGUCGGCGUGUCCUCGUGAACUGGGGCACGGGAACGAUCGAUCGCAGGAGGCGGCCGGCUGCCGCCUCCAUCAAUUUGUCGAUCGAUCAGUGUUGUUAGAGCAUUGCAUCGCCGUUAAUUGGUAAUUAAUUGGCUAGAUAGGCGCAUGCAUGCAUUGUUUAUGGCAGCGAUCGAGGACUAGGGGGGCCUUAAGUAGAACUGUCAUGGUCAUGUGUUGAACUGUUGAACAUGAUCAUGUGUUGGACUGUUGAUCGAUCAAAUAAGGUUUGUGCCA